CCCACUUUUUUUGCAGGAGAGGGAAGACAAGUUGACGACUAGAACUAGCGAAUACUAAUAUCAUCUGUUUUGUACAUUGAUUGUCAUGCACAGAUGCAUACUGAGGGGUUUGAGGUUCGAGGAUUCUGUCGUUUUGUCUUCAUGCAUACGACAACAAAGGAUUGCGGAUAAAAAGUGGACUGUUUCUUUACGAAGUCGACCUUGUCAUAGCAUUCAUUCAUGGAUAUCGCCAUCAACAACAGUACGGUGGCAACCUUUGACACACUUCGUGAGUGCACGAGCUCACCACCUAACACAGUCCAAGUGCAUGAGCGCUGCACGGAGAAAACGUCUACCAAGUGCCUUUCCAGUCAUAGACGGAGGUCUGAAUCCCAUUGUGAACCACGUAUUUGAACUUAACCUACGGAAUAGUCUGGUUUGCCAAGACAGAUAUCUCAAAUACAAAGCGCAGGUGCAGAAAGGAGGUGGUGAUAAUGCCACCCUGCGUCACACCCAGAGGAACAAGAAGUUGUUGGUGAGGGAGCGCCUUCGACGGUUGCUGGAUGAUGAGGACUACCUCGAGCUGGCACCCUUCGCUGGACUGGGCCUGCCUUAUGGCGAUAUACCCUCUGCUGGAUGCCUCACUGGCAUUGGCAAGAUCAACGGGCUGUGGUGCGUGUUCAUAGCCAAUGAUGCCACGGUGAAGGGUGGCACGGCAUACCCCAUCACCGUGAAGAAGCAGCUGCGUGCCCAAGACGUGGCCAUGCAGAACCGGUUGCCCUGUGUCUACCUGGUGGACAGCGGGGGUGCCUUCCUCCCUCUCCAGUCUGAAAUAUUCCCUGAUAAAAAUCAAGGUGGACGCACCUUCUACAAUGAAGCCAUAAUGUCAGCUCUGAAGAUACCCCAGGUGGCGAUAGUGUGUGGCUCCUGCACGGCAGGUGGUGCCUACAUCCCCACCAUGGCAGAGGAGACGGUGAUGGUGCACCGCAUCGGGACCAUCUUCCUGGGGGGGCCUCCCCUGGUGAAGGCUGCCACGGGGGAGGAGGUGUCCCCUGAGAACCUAGGGGGGGCCACACUACACGCAGAAGUGAGUGGCUGUGUGGACCACUUUUCUGCAGUGGAGCAGGAUUCCUUUGAGUCGACCAGGAACAUCAUCUCCACGCUGAACUUCGAGUUGCCCGAGGAGGGAGAGGAGGAUGGGGCCAUAGAGGCACCUCUACACAGCGCUGACGACCUGAUGGGCCUCGCUCCCAAGACAUACCACCACAGCCUGGACGCCAAGCUGAUCGUGAGUCGACUUACAGAUGGCAGCAAGUUCCAGGAGUUCAAAGGCCGCUACGGGACCACGCUUCUCACCGGCUUUGCCAAGAUCGAAGGGCAGCUGGUGGGCAUAGUGGCGAGUAACGGGGAGCUGACGUACGAGGCGUCCCUGAAGGGAACUCACUUUGUCACGCUGUGCGACCAGAGGGACGUCCCCCUCGUAUUCCUCCAGAACACGGCGCCCGAACCCGGCAUGACACUCUCUACACACAAGGCUGAGGCGAACACCAAUCGUCUGAAGGCUCAGGGGUCCAUGAUGUCAGCGGUGGCCUGCGCCUCAGUGCCGAAGAUCACCGUGGUGAUCGGGGGUUGCCAUGGGGCUGACAGUUAUGCCAUGUGUGGAAGGGCAUUUGACCCCAAUUUCCUCUUCCUGUGGCCCAAUGCCAGAGUGUCCCUGGUGGCGCCGGGAUGCUCAGAAGCACUCGUGCCUGAGGAGGAGGAGGCUGCACGGCUCGACAACAAGCUAGAGGAGGAGAGCUGUGCCUUCUUCUCGUCUGGGAGACUAUGGGAUGAUGGAGUGAUCCUGCCCCAAGACACAAGGAAGGUUUUGAGCAACUGUUUAAAAAUCAUCAAACAACAAGAGUACCAGAUCUCCAAGGAGAGACAGCGAACUCCAUUACUGCGACUUUAAGCCUACCUCUGUAACAACGGUGCCUCUUUCAGGGAUGAUUUUUUUUCUGCUCGUCUCAGAAGCCUUUUGUUUUAACCACCCAAGUGCUAAUCCUUUUUAACUGUAUGCCUGUAAUUUAUUAGCUGACAAAUAGACAAUGCAAAGUCGUUUGUUUUGUAAAGAAUAAAAAUGAUUUCUUUUUA
Messenger RNA from Engraulis encrasicolus (European anchovy), 2112 nucleotides. Its product is annotated as methylcrotonoyl-coenzyme A carboxylase 2. The record is from RefSeq and is a predicted model, not a curated record. Gene Ontology annotation, cellular component: mitochondrion; methylcrotonoyl-CoA carboxylase complex. The transcript is spliced from 13 exons. Gene Ontology annotation, biological process: L-leucine catabolic process. Lineage: Eukaryota; Metazoa; Chordata; Actinopteri; Clupeiformes; Engraulidae. Gene Ontology annotation, molecular function: methylcrotonoyl-CoA carboxylase activity. Bases 86 to 1930 code for a protein of 614 amino acids.